This is a messenger RNA of Topomyia yanbarensis, 1107 nucleotides long. It is a transcript of the gene Tpi, whose product is annotated as triosephosphate isomerase. NCBI's taxonomy places the organism in Eukaryota, Metazoa, Arthropoda, Insecta, Diptera, Culicidae. Gene Ontology annotation, molecular function: triose-phosphate isomerase activity. The record is from RefSeq and is a predicted model, not a curated record. The coding region runs from base 179 to 922 and encodes 247 amino acids. The transcript has 3 exons. Gene Ontology annotation, cellular component: cytosol. Gene Ontology annotation, biological process: glycerol catabolic process; glyceraldehyde-3-phosphate biosynthetic process; glycolytic process.
CCCUCCUUGCGUUGCGUGGAUUUUGAGCGAGAACCGGCGAGCGAGCGAAUAGUCUAUACCUACGUGAGAGACGUAUCGCAACCAAAGGUCACCUGGAGGUUGAAAAAUUUCUCCACUGAAGCAGGAACCGCUGUACCGAUACGAAGUGAUUACACAAUUCCGUGAACUAGUCAUCAAGAUGGGCCGCAAAUUCUGUGUCGGAGGCAACUGGAAGAUGAACGGUGAUAAGGCUAGCAUCGCCGAAUUGUGCAAAGUGCUGACCACCGGACCACUGAACGCCGAUACCGAGGUAGUGGUGGGAUGCCCGGCCCCCUAUCUGACGCUAGCUCGUUCCCAGCUGCCGGACAGCGUCGGAGUUGCUGCUCAGAACUCUUACAAGGUCGCGAAGGGAGCCUUCACCGGUGAAAUCUCACCCGCCAUGCUGAAGGAUCUAAACAUUGGUUGGGUCAUUCUGGGCCACUCGGAACGACGUGCCAUUUUUGGUGAAUCAGACGAGCUGAUUGCCGACAAGGUUGCCCAUGCGCUUGCCGAGGGUCUGAAGGUGAUCGCUUGCAUCGGUGAAACACUGCAGGAGCGGGAAGCUGGUCAAACGGAAGCAGUCUGCUUCCGUCAGACUAAAGCGAUUGCCGAUAAGGUCAAGGACUGGAGCAACGUAGUAAUCGCCUACGAACCGGUGUGGGCUAUCGGUACCGGUAAGACUGCCACCCCGGAGCAGGCCCAGGAGGUCCAUGCUGCGCUGAGAAAAUGGUUCACGGAUAAUGUGUCCGCUGAUGUGUCCGGGUCAAUUCGUAUUCAAUAUGGGGGAUCAGUUACUGCUGCCAACUGCCGUGAGCUUGCAGCUAAGCCCGAUAUCGACGGGUUCUUGGUGGGAGGUGCAUCCCUCAAGCCGGAAUUUAUUCAGAUUGUUAAUGCUAGACAGUAAGCACAGUUUUCUUUCCGAUAAGUCGUCAUUUGGCAAACUAAUUCAUGAGAUGAAUGCUUGGAAAGUUAAGAACUAACAGCUAACCCAAGAUGAUAAAUUAACCUAUACAAUAUAUUACGUAAGAGAAAACCCAAACAUGUUAUCAGUUAAGUGGUAAAAUUACACAGAGAUUAUUCAGUAGAAAA